AGGGAAAUUCUUGCCCCCUGCCCCCAGGAUGCGUUCUGGCGGACCUGGCUGUGCGAGGUCUGGGGCUUUGGCUGCAGACGGAUUAGGUCUGAUCCGAUUAGAGCCUGGGAGGUCCACUUCGCCCCCUUGCCUGGCACUGUCAGCGCCCUCCCCGCCCUCGUGGGGUCUCGGGGAUCUCCUGGAGACCCUUCGCCCUGAACACCGGCUUGGUGCAGAAAUCCGAGAAGCUCCGUGUGCCCUGGGUUCGGCUCACUGGCACAGCGCGGGCUGGGGCUUCCGCCCCCUGCGGCCCUUCCGAGCCCCGCCCCGAGCCUGCGGGUGUCUGGGCGCCCCCCUCUGUGCUCGCCGCUUGGCGGGUGGGUUCCUCGCUGUUGGGGUGCCCGCGCCAGCCCCUCCACUGGGAAGGCGGGACCACGGCCCCGCCCCGCAGGUCUCCCCGCCAGUGCACCUGGCGGCUAAUGCCACGAGCGGCACUGUGCGCCUGUCCGCGCAAUACCCCGCGUCCGUUUGUCUCCGCGUGCAGAGCCGGGGGUCUGUCUGUCCCCACCGCAGGAGGACUGAGCAGGGCCGGCGUCAGAGCUACGUGCGGCGGGGCGGGCGCGGCGGGCGGGGUGGGGGCGGCGCUGAGCGCGGCAGCGGCGGCGCGGGAGGCGGGGAGGCGCGGCGCGCCGGGGACAGCGGCGGACGGCGGCGGCAUGCGGCUUCUCCCUUUGCCCAUCGUGGGCUGAGACGGCCGCAGCACGGGCGGGAGGCGCGGCGGCCGGUGAGCCGAGGGCGCAGCCAGCCGGGCAGACCCCGGACAGCGGUCGGGGCGCCGCGCCAUGGGCCGAGCCGAGGGCGGGGGCCCGGGCCGGGGGCCACCGCCGCUGCUGCUGCUUCUGGGGGUUACGCUGGUGCUCGCUUCUGGGGCCGCGCCGGUGCCUGAGGCGGGCAGCGCCGUCGAGGCAGACACGCCUGUGAAGAGCGUCCCGGCGUGGGAGCCGCGUGCUAACGACACGCGGGAGAAGGCCGGCCCACCAGCAGCUGGGAAAGAUGAGACUUCUCGGACUGCGCCCGGCGGAGAGCAGGCCUUGGUGGGCCCUGGGGUCGGGGCUGAGGAGGCGCUGGAGGCGUCGGCGGCGGUGACAGGCACAGCCUGGCUGGAGGCCGAGAGCCCAGGCCUGGGCGGAGUGACCGCAGAGGCGGGCAGCGGCGACACCCAGGCCCUUCCAGCCACGCUCCCGACUCCCGACGAGGCCCUUGGGCCGUCCUCGACGUCCGCAGCCACCUUCGAGGCUACGGAGGCCAGUGAACCACCUUCCCGCACCCCUGGCGACAAGCCGAGCCCAGGCCCUGAACUCCCCAAGGAGAGCCCCAUGGAGGUUUGGCUGAACCUGGGAGGCAGCACACCUGACCCUCACGGGCCGGAGCCCACUUACCCCUUUCAGGGCACACUGGAGCCCCACCCAGCAUCAGAUAUAAUUGACAUCGACUACUUCGAAGGAUUGGAUGGUGAGGGCCGUGGCGCCGACCUGGGGAGCUUCCCUGGGUCGCCAGGUACCUCAGAGCACCACCCUGAUCCCGGGGGAGAGACCCCUUCCUGGAGCCUGCUUGACUUAUACGAUGACUUCACUCCCUUUGAUGAGUCUGAUUUCUACCCUACUACAUCCUUCUAUGAUGACUUGGAUGAAGAGGAGGAAGAAGAGGAGGACAAGGAUGCAGUGGGAGGCGGAGACCUGGAAGAUGAAAAUGACCUUCUAGUGCCCACUGAGAAGCCUGGUCUGGGGCCCGGGACAGGCCAGCCCACCAGUCGGUGGCACGCUGUCCCUCCACAGCAUACUCUGGGCAUGGUCCCGGGCAGCAGCAUUGCCCUCAGGCCCCGCCCAGGAGAGCCAGGCAGGGACCUGGCCCCUAGCGAGAAUGGCACCGUGUGCCGCAGUGGCUUUGUGAGACAUAACGGCUCCUGCCGGUCAGUGUGCGACCUCUUCCCAAGUUAUUGUCACAAUGGCGGCCAGUGCUACCUGGUGGAGAACAUUGGGGCCUUCUGCAGGUGCAACACGCAGGACUACAUCUGGCACAAGGGGAUGCGCUGCGAAUCCAUCAUCACCGACUUCCAGGUGAUGUGCGUGGCCGUCGGCUCGGCCGCCCUCGUGCUGCUCCUGCUCUUCAUGAUGACGGUGUUCUUCGCCAAGAAGCUCUACUUGCUCAAGACCGAGAACACCAAGCUGCGCAGGACCAACAAAUUCCGGACCCCAUCUGAGCUCCACAAUGAUAACUUCUCCCUGUCCACCAUUGCCGAGGGCUCUCACCCAAACGAUGAUUCUAGCGCUCCCCACAAAAUCCAGGAAGCUCUCAAGUCCUGCCUGAAAGAGGAGGAGCCAUUUAACAUCCAGAACUCCAUGUCGCCCAAACUCGAGGGUGGCAAGGGUGACCCGGCUGACCUGGAAGUGAACUGUCUUCAGAACAACUUAACCUGAAGCCGAGCAAGAGAGGAAAUGGGGGGGCGGGGGGCGGGGGAAGAAGCAUUAUCUCCUCUUGUACAGAUUCUGUUUCUUGUAACCAUUUGUUAAACUCCUUUCUUUUUCUGAUCUCAUGGCAUGCCUUGGUGUAUUUUGUACAGGAGGGAAAAAACACACCAUAAGCAAAGAACCCGAAGAGAAUUACAACGCGUUGGAUUGUCUGUCUGUGCUGUCUGUACCUUGCUUCUGCUGCUGUGAUUUCUAAACCUAUGCUAUUAUUCAACUGACUUUUUUUUUGUACUUUGACCCACCCUUUUUUGAGAUACCGGUUAAAACAAACAACAACAAAGUUCUUGAAAUAAAACUUUUUAAAAAGCCA
Molecule: messenger RNA, 2817 nt
Organism: Capra hircus (goat)
Lineage: Eukaryota; Metazoa; Chordata; Mammalia; Artiodactyla; Bovidae
Gene: CSPG5
Product: chondroitin sulfate proteoglycan 5
Exons: 5
Coding region: 822-2456 (544 amino acids)
Biological process (GO): nervous system development
Source: RefSeq, a predicted model, not a curated record